Aspergillus homomorphus CBS 101889 is the source of this 578-nucleotide messenger RNA. RefSeq lists its product as uncharacterized. NCBI's taxonomy places the organism in Eukaryota, Fungi, Ascomycota, Eurotiomycetes, Eurotiales, Aspergillaceae. The transcript is spliced from 3 exons. The coding region runs from base 1 to 486 and encodes 161 amino acids. The record is from RefSeq and is a predicted model, not a curated record.
AUGCAGCCAAUAGCACAAUCCAACCGAAACACGCAAAGCAAAAUGCGUUGGACACCUGAAAACAUGAGCAUCCUCUGGGAGACUUUUUUCGAGAGCCACAAUCUCACCAUCGACGUCGACAAAAUGGCAGCUAUCUGGCCUAACCCAAUAACUCUCGUAGCCGACGGCGAAGAAAAGCCGACUGCCCGCGCCAUUAAGGAGCGCCUCGAGAAAUUCCGCCGAAACCUCAAGAAUGGCGGUAUCACCUUCAGCAUGGGCACCAAGCGCGCAAGCAACCAGGAUUCGCCGGCGAAAGCAACACCGAAGAAGAAGCGCGUCACAAAGAAGAUGAAGGAUGAGGCCAAGGUCAAAGCGGAAGAGGACGAGACACUUCACGAUAGUGGGGAUGAAGACAUCGCAGCCAAGGACGGCACCACCAUCGUCAAGGAGGAAGACGGGGACGAGGCGAUGCAGGAGCCUGGUGCUUCGGCAAAUGACGUGCUUUAGGCGAGCAACGGAAUUAUUUUCCGGGCUUGAAAUUUCUGGCUUGGAGUUCGGUUUUCACGAUGCGAUAAGAUACGUUGAAUGCUUUGAGGGGG